GCUGUUUGCACUCACAACUUCUUCACCUGUUUUACUAGCAAAAACAAAAGCUGACCAUGAGCGAGAACAAUGUGCGUGGAGACACACAGGUCAAUUCAGCCUCUAAAGAAAGCGCCUUCCCCUGUGGUGUGUGGUGCCCAAGGACACUUUGACAGCACCCAGAUUUGAACCGACAACCCUUCGGUCACCGGAUGACCCACUCUACCGACUGAGCCACAGCCGCCCUUAUAUGGUGGUAUUGACAAGUAUCACGAAUUACUUUUCGCAUGAAGGCCCAAUUCAUUGCCCGGUGUGACUGCAAUGGUGAUGAAUAAUAAAAUAGAAUUAACAAUAUAAUAAAAAAAUAUUUAUCUAUAAUUCUAUAAUAUAAUAACAAAUGUUUGUCAUAUUCUAUACUGCUUUCCUGUACUUUAUGAGUCAUUGUUGUCUCUUAGGAAAUUAUAGACAUAAGGACAAGCAUAAAAACAAGGAACACAGACAUAAAGUCCACAAGAAAGACAGGGAGCGAGAGAAGCUCAAGCACACACACAGAUGUUUAACACAACGUCCCAACUUCAUUGGAAUUGGGGUUGUAUUUUCAAUUUGCGGCAUUGAAGUGAUAUUUUUUCCAAGUUGCACCAGAUCCCUUGGCACAUACAACAAGAACGAGUACAACCGUUACAUAGUAAGUAAUGAACCCAAGGGGCGCACUGAGAAGAAACACAGAAACAAAGAGAAGAUGAAACACACAGAGAGUGGAUCAGACAAGCAUGGGGGCGAAAAACACACAGAGAAGCAGAGAGAAGAAAUGAUCAAAUCAUCCCAAACAGACAAACCUAAAAAAGAGAAACGGAAUAGACACAUAAGAGAUGAAAGCCAUGCAGUCAUUAAGAGUGAGCCUGAAGACAACAAUGUCUUCUACAUGUCCACCCACCUCCAGAACACACCCAAACAAGAAUAUGACAUAGAAGAAUAUAAACGCAAACCCCAAAAAGUCAAGACAGAAGAAGAUAAAAAGGUCAAGAAGAGGAGACAUGAGUACAAAGGCGAUGAGGAUGAUGAAGACUUGAACCCCAAAAAGAAGAAAGUAAAUCAUAAAGUAUCUGGAGGAAAGAAAGUUGAAAAGGAGGAAGAGAAGUGGAAAUGGUGGGAGGAGGAAAGAUACACCGAUGACUCCAAAUGGCGCUUUCUUGAACAUAAGGGGCCAGUGUUCGCUCCCCCAUAUGAACCAUUGCCCAGCAAUGUCAAACUUUACUAUGAUGGUAAACCAAUGAAACUUAAUGCCCCCGCUGAAGAAGUAGCUACAUUCUUUGCCAAAAUGUUGGACCACGAAUACACUACAAAGGAGGUCUUCCGAAAGAACUUCUUCAAAAACUGGAAGAAGGAAAUGACAUCCAAAGAGAAAUCAAAGGUCACAGACCUGAACAAGUGUGACUUUAGCCAGAUGCACGAGUACUUCAAGGCCCAGGCCGAAGCACGCAGGCUGAUGUCAAAAGCGGAGAAACAAAAAAUCAAAGAGGAGAACGAAAGGGUCGUGCAGGAGUAUGGGUACUGCAUCAUGGACAACCACAAAGAGGGGAUUGGAAAUUUCCGCAUCGAACCUCCUGGCCUCUUCCGAGGGCGAGGCGACCAUCCAAAGAUGGGCAUGCUGAAACGACGCAUCAGACCUGAAGAUAUCAUUAUUAACUGCAGCAAGGACUCCAACCAUCCUAAACCUCCCCCGGGAACCAAAUGGAAAGAGGUUCGCCAUGACAAUAAGGUAACCUGGCUUGUAUCUUGGACAGAGAACAUUCAAGGCUCCAACAAGUACAUCAUGUUGAACCCGAGCUCCAGGAUCAAGGGUGAGAAGGACUGGCAAAAAUAUGAGACAGCUCGCCGUUUGAAAAAAUGCGUGGAUCAGAUUCGGAACCAGUACAGAGACGACUGGAGAUCAAAGGAGAUGAGGAUCAAACAGAGAGCAGUCGCCCUUUAUUUUAUUGAUAAGCUCGCACUUAGGGCAGGUCACGAGAAAGAGGAAGGCGAGACCGCAGACACCGUCGGCUGCUGCUCACUGCGGGUGGAGCACAUCAACCUGUACCCAAAGAUGGAUGAGCAGAAGUAUGUGGUGGAGUUGGACUUUUUGGGCAAGGACUCUAUUCGCUACUACAACAAGAUCCCUGUGGAGAAGAAGGUGUUUAAAAAUCUCAAGCUGUUCAUGGAGAAUAAGCACCCUGAAGAUGACCUCUUUGACAAACUGAAUACAUCUAUUUUGAAUAAGCAUUUACAGGAGCUGAUGGACGGCCUGACCGCAAAGGUCUUCCGCACCUACAACGCCUCGAUCACACUACAGCAGCAGCUCAAAGAACUUACCUCCCCUGAUGAAAGCAUGCCAGCAAAAAUCCUGUCGUACAACCGAGCCAACCGAGCAGUGGCCGUCCUCUGUAACCACCAGAGAGCACCACCGAAAACAUUUGAGAAGUCAAUGCAAAACCUCCAGACUAAGAUCGACAAUAAACAGAAUCAACUUUCCGCAGCCAGGAAGCAGCUGAAGGCUGCUAAGGCUGAUCACAAGGCUUCCAAUGAUGAGAAAAGCAAAAUGGCUGUGGAGGUGAAGCGUAAAAUUGUGAAGAGGACAGAGGAGCAGCUGAUGAAGCUCCAGGUGCAGGCCACAGACAGACAGGAGAAUAAGCAGAUUGCUCUGGGCACCUCCAAACUCAACUAUCUGGAUCCACGCAUAUCUGUUGCAUGGUCCAAGAAAUGGGGUGUAUCUAUUGAGAAGAUCUACAACAAAACCCAGAGAGAGAAGUUUGCCUGGGCAAUUGACAUGGUUGACCAGGACUACGAAUUUUAAAACUUACACAAGUGUUGCACCUUUUUCGAUCGAUACUCGUUAUUUAAAAAAGAACUUUUAAUGAGGAUAAAUAGCUCUGCUGUGCAAUCACUGCAGAUUCAUGAAGAUAGAAGCAAACCUUGUUGGAACCGCGGCAAAAGUUAAUAAUUGACCUAUAAUGGUGUUGUUAAUAUUGAAAAGUUACUUGUUACUUCUGUUUCUCUGACCAGCCAAAGGAACACUAAAAACAAUAGAAAGCCAAGCACUGAAUAAUGAGAAGACAAUGACUUAUUUUCAUGUCAUUUGAUUUUUCCUUUUUCAUUUCAGGGAUAUACAUAAUUUUCCCAGUGUUUAUAAAAGUGUUUUGUAUGCAUCGUGUACUGGAAGCUCUUUAUGGCUGAUGUUAUACACUUUAUGUGUCUCCAGUUUGCAGUCAACAAGAUGUAGCGUUCGCUUUGGUUACAUGAAACUGCUGAAGUACAGCACUUAAAAGCUUUUUUUUUAUAUAGUAAGUCCUGAAGCAGGAUGUCAAUUUAGCCCAAAAAAAAGAUCAUAUGGUUUAUCACUGUAUGUGAUUUUUUUUUUUUUUUUUUUUGUAUUUCUGUGAAAAUGAAACAGGUGUCAUCAAAAUGUGGAAGGAUGUGUUUUUAUUAAUGUCAUUUGUUCAAUUUUAAUGACAUUUAAUUUCUCAUUGUUCAAUGCGUUUUGCGAGUGUGUAGUUUCGAGAAUAAAAAAUGUCAAACUUUCCCUUUUUCUUCAUUGCUUCAUUGCUCUACACUUUUUUAAUUACACUUAAGUUGUAUUUAACUUUCAAGGACAGUCAAAUACAUUUGCAUUGGAGUAUUUAAUAUUGGUCAUUAUUAUGGUACUUGGAGAGCUAAGUCAUUUUUGAGAUGGUAGUGUAAAACGUUUUACAAUCACUGGUACA
This is a messenger RNA of Phyllopteryx taeniolatus (common seadragon), 3716 nucleotides long. RefSeq names its product DNA topoisomerase Ib (gene top1b). Gene Ontology annotation, cellular component: nucleolus; chromosome. The record is from RefSeq and is a predicted model, not a curated record. Lineage: Eukaryota; Metazoa; Chordata; Actinopteri; Syngnathiformes; Syngnathidae. The transcript has 22 exons. Gene Ontology annotation, biological process: DNA topological change; chromosome segregation; DNA replication. Gene Ontology annotation, molecular function: DNA topoisomerase type I (single strand cut, ATP-independent) activity; DNA binding. Bases 377 to 2809 code for a protein of 810 amino acids.